UUGGUCUCUAAGGUGCUACUGGUAGGAAUUUUUUUAUUUAUAUUUUGUUUCGACACACAUAUGCGUUUUAUUAUUUCUAGAGGGAGAUCUCUCUCCAUUCGAAUUAAACCCUGCGCAUCGGCUUCUGAAGAGUUAAAACGAGGCCGCCUUCGUUUCCUAGAGAGGACGUGAAUGUAUCGAGGAAGGGGGUCCUCCGGAGGCAACGCUCUUCCCUCCUGCCAAGCCAAUGCGCAUGCCUGGUCCUUCCAGCGGCUUUUUCUGCCUCUGCCCGAGGUGCUUCGGGGACUUGGACUUGGAAGCACCUCCAGUCACAUUGGUCUUUGCCCUGGGAGAAAAGUAGCAAUAAAUGGACAAGUCCCUUUGAGUCCUUUGGGGGCAUUCCAGCAACAUAGAUUAAUGAUGGAAAAAGAAGAUUCAGCUGAACCUGAAGCAGGAAGGGGUCCCCAAACCACCAAGACUGGGAGCAGUGAGGGAUUCUGGGGGGAAAUCAUGGAGAAAAGAUUGAGGGAAGAGGACAACCUUAGCCUAAAUGUGCAGCAGCAGCAGUUCAGGCAAUUCCACUACACAGAGGCCAAGGGACCCCGAGAGAUUUGCAGCCGACUCCACCAUCUCUGCCGUGAGUGGCUGAAGCCAGAACUUCACACAAAAUCUCAGAUCCUGGACCUGGUGAUCCUGGAGCAGUUCCUGGCUGUCCUCCCCCCGGAGAUGGAGAGCUGGGUGAGGGAAUGUGGAGCAGAGACCAGUUCCCAGGCGGUGGCCCUGGCCGAAGGUUUCCUCCUGAGCCAGGCAGAGGAGAAGAAGCAGGAAGAGCAGCAGGUAAAUGGUAUGUUGUCAGAAGGGACCAACGAUUUCCACGAGGCAGAGAAGACUCUCUUGGACAGUGGAGAGCAUUCGCUGAGACGGGGGACAGCCCAGGAGGAAGACAGAAGGGCCUCCUUGCUGGGGAUCUUCUUGUGGAAUGGAAUAAUGCCGGCAAUAUCUACUCCGCCAUCUCUUCUUGGUGCUGGAGGGGAAACGGCUGUUGUGACACCUGGCCAGAGUCCGGUGUCCUUUGAAGACAUCGCUGUGCAUUUCUCAAAUGAAGAGUGGGCUGUGCUGGAUUCUCACCAGAAAGUGCUGCAUAGAGAAGUCAUGGAAGAGAUCAUUGCCUCUCUCGGCUCUAAUUGCCGCAGAAAGAACUUCCGCCAGAGUCCUGCCAUUAUUCCCUAUCAAAGAAUCCACACCGGGGAGAAACCGUAUCAGUGCUUGGAAUGUGGAAAGAGCUUCAGGCAGAAAAUAACCCUCAUUCGCCAUCAAAGAAUUCACACCGGGGAAAAUCCGUAUCAGUGCUUGGAAUGCGGAAAGAGCUUCAAACAGAAGAUCACUCUCAUUCAUCAUCAGAGAAUCCACACAGGAGAGAAACCAUACAAAUGCUUGGAAUGUGGAAAGGACUUCAGUCGCAGUUCUUACCUUACUUCCCAUCAGAGAAUCCACACAGGGGAGAAGCCGUAUAAAUGUUUGGCAUGUGGGAAGAGUUUCACAAGGAAGAGAAGUCUCACUUCUCACCAGAGUAUUCAGGCAGGGGAGAAACUCUGUAAGUGCUGGGCUUGUGGAAAGAAGUUCUGUCAUGUUUUGCACCUUACUUCCCAUCAGAUAAUCCACACAGGGGAGGAACCAUAUUGUAAGAGAGAGGGCUUGCAGAGAGCAGCCCACUCUGCUUACUUCCGUCAGAUGGGAGAGCAGCAGCAAGUCUGGGAGUUCAAAUCAGGAACAGGAAGGGUUAAGACGGGUCCAGGGCUCUGCAGAGUCCUGGUGGCUCAGCUCCAGGUUGGUAGCAGGGAAGCAGGGGAGGAGCUAGCUUCAGCAGGGGCUGGAAAGGAGGGAGGAGAGGGAACGGCACCUCAGGAGCCUGGUUUGGGACCACGGAGGACCCAUAGAGCAAGGAGGAGGGGCGUUUGGAGUCUUAAAAGGGGGGUCAGAGCCCACAAGACGCCAUUGUGGGCUUCUGCCCCAUGCAGAGCAGACAUGAUUUGAGACAUCUCACCA
This is a messenger RNA of Zootoca vivipara (common lizard), 2025 nucleotides long. RefSeq lists its product as uncharacterized. Gene Ontology annotation, molecular function: RNA polymerase II cis-regulatory region sequence-specific DNA binding; DNA-binding transcription factor activity, RNA polymerase II-specific. Gene Ontology annotation, biological process: regulation of transcription by RNA polymerase II. The record is from RefSeq and is a predicted model, not a curated record. NCBI's taxonomy places the organism in Eukaryota, Metazoa, Chordata, Lepidosauria, Squamata, Lacertidae.